AUGGCCGAUGGUCGCUCAGCGUCACAUACCUCCUCUCCUGUGUCUAACAAGACCUCAUCAAAUGGCUCCGACAGAGUUAAAAGCGAUCGAACUCCAGGAUGUCCAACUUCAUCUUCCGACGGAGGAGCAUCGGUCAUAUCUCCUUGUCCACCUCGCUCUUUUCCUUCACCGCAGGUAACGAGUACCGCAGCUUCUGAUUUCCGGAAUCAUCCACAAAAGUCUUCUAGGCUAAGUCCUGUCUUGGAGCACCCACCAACAUUGUCUUUAAACAACAGCCAUUCCACAGAGGCCGAUUGUGAUCGUUCAUCUGAGAGUAUAGAAGGUAGUGGUGGUUCUGAACGUAUGAAGCAGUCUGAUUCUAUGGAACAUCAGUCUAAGUCCCAAGCCUAUAUUCCUCUGGACACUCCGGAAAUGCUGCAGUUUGUGGAUCCUAGAUUGUCUGCUCAGUUCCAGCAUACUGUAGCGGAUACCCUCGAAACUGAGGCGGGAAGGGUUACAGGAAUUGAUGAACACAUCCGAACCUCGAAGGUUCCUUCCACGACUAAGUUCUCCUGA
Messenger RNA from Rodentolepis nana, 555 nucleotides. The record is from the annotation of a GenBank genome assembly. NCBI's taxonomy places the organism in Eukaryota, Metazoa, Platyhelminthes, Cestoda, Cyclophyllidea, Hymenolepididae.